Messenger RNA from Aspergillus pseudonomiae, 1380 nucleotides. RefSeq lists its product as uncharacterized. Bases 176 to 1240 code for a protein of 354 amino acids. The record is from RefSeq and is a predicted model, not a curated record. Lineage: Eukaryota; Fungi; Ascomycota; Eurotiomycetes; Eurotiales; Aspergillaceae. The transcript has 2 exons.
GUCCCUCCAAACCACUUCCUCCUCCUCCGAUGUCUCGUCCAUCUUCGCAGCCCGGCUGUUAGCCAGUCUGAGCGUCAUCCUGCAAAUCGAGUUUGUGUUAUUCCUGAUUCGGCAACCUACUUCCCUUUUUGCUUUUCUUUUCACCGGUCCCCUGUGAUUUCGCUCCUAUUACACCAUGGCUCAAGCGCCGCCGUUCACCCCCGACAGCGAGUUUGCCGCCCUCGAGACGCCCCGCGUCCCGACGGGCAGCCUCUCCAUCACGGCGUUAGCUCGCUUCGAAUUCGAGGCCGGAAAGGCCAAUGAGGGCACCAAGAUCUUGAUGAUUGAGUGGGAGGACGAUGAUUUGACCCGAUCCUCCGCUGGCGGCGCCUGGCAUGUCUCCUGGGAAGGCAAGCAGGCUGUGCUGCCCGCUGACGAACGAACCAACGACCACACCCGUCGCGUAUACUUCCUCCUCCCACCGCAUGUCACCAUCCCGCCGGUCGUCACCUUAUCGUAUGAACCCCCGACCGCGGAGUCGGCUGCCAAAAAACACUCCCUGCAGCUGAACCCCCUGCCAGCCAUCUUCCCGCCCGAAUUGGGCGCGGACGGGCGGUCCGCCGGCAAGAAGGGCGUCCUGCACACAAUCUGGGGGAAGAAACGAUUGCAGUCGCUGGACAAGGAGAUCCGGGAGGAAUGUCUCACCAACGCGGAGGGGAUCGCCCUGCACAUGGCGCUGCAGGAGAAGGAAUGGAUCGAGACGAAUUUCGGAGUCGGAUCGACUGCCGACUCGCAGAGGAACUCGGUUCAGAGUAUUGCUGACCCGCGCUACCCCAUGGGCCCGACCACGCCCGUCUCACCCAGUACCGGAGGCAAACUGGGAGAAAAGCUCAAGGGCCUGCGGCUACAGACGGGCCAGCGCGAGCUCUCUCCCAAGUCGGAUGCGGCCACAAAUCAUCUACUCUCCCCCAUGUCCCCCGACGUCGCCGUGUCGUCCUUCACCUCUUUCCAUACGAUCCAGCAGCCGACGCCCAGGUCCGACGCGCCGGAACCCGUCCGGACGGUGGCGCAUUACCCGCCGGAGUCGAUCCAGGCGCAGCAGAGCCGCGACGAGAACAGCAACGGCUUCGCGUCGAUGAGCACGAUCGCGCGCACGUCCAGCGCCGACUCGGGCGAGGACCUCUUCGCCAAGGCGCUGAGUCCGCGGUCGCCCGACCUCCCGCGGAGUCCGUUUUCCUUUGCGCCGGAGCGGGUGAUGUAGUGCAAUUAUGUUUUCGUUGGCUCUUUCAUUCUCUUAUGAUUCCCCUACAGCGUGACGAUCGUGAAACGAGACAGUAUGUGUACAUAGACAGAUAGUAGUCGAGUAGAACUACUAUGCGAGCACUUUUACAAUGACCAAAA